This is a messenger RNA of Meloidogyne enterolobii, 765 nucleotides long. The record is from the annotation of a GenBank genome assembly. NCBI's taxonomy places the organism in Eukaryota, Metazoa, Nematoda, Chromadorea, Rhabditida, Meloidogynidae.
UUAUGAAGGCAAUUAUUCAACGAGUUUGUAGGGCUAGUGUUGUUGUUGAACAAGAAACGAUUUCUUCAAUUGGCAGAGGUAUUUGUGUUUUGAUUGGAAUAAGUAGAGAAGAUGGAGAUGAGGAUAUUGAAUAUAUGGUUAGGAAAAUAUUAAAUUUGAGAAUUUUUGAAAACCCAGAAAAUGGGAAGAGGUGGGACAAAUCUGUGGUAGAUUUGGGGUUGGAAGUGCUUUCUGUUAGUCAGUUCACUUUACAUGCACUAAUAAAAGGGAAUAAAUUAGACUUUCACCGUUCAAUGAAUCCUGAAGAUGCUCCACAAUUUUAUUUGAAAUAUUUGGAAAAAUUAAAAUCAAAAUAUGUUCCAGAAAAAAUAAAGGACGGGAAAUUUGGUGCUUUUAUGUCUGUACAUAUUGAAAAUGAUGGUCCUGUAACGAUUAGUUUAGAUAGUAAGGAAAGGGAAUAAAUUUUAAAAAAUUAUUUUUUAUAUUUUUGUUCGUUGUUGGUAUAUUUGUCUAAGCGAGUCAGUAAUUGUUUCUUCCAUUUUGUUCUGAAAUUAAAUUUUUUUUAAUUUCUAUUUUAUAAUUUUUUUUUUCAUAUUUAUGUCAUAGACUUAUUCCUUUUCUCUUUUUUUAUUUAAUUCCUUCCAUUGUCAAUUUAAAAAUAUCCUCCAAUUAUUAAUCUCGAAAUUAUGGUUAGUCUUCAGUGUGGGGAAUGGCCUUAGGAUUUUUGAGGAGGCAGAAUUUUCAUCGACAUGUAUAAAAAAGGGG